Messenger RNA from Cantharellus anzutake, 1177 nucleotides. RefSeq lists its product as uncharacterized. The transcript is spliced from 2 exons. NCBI's taxonomy places the organism in Eukaryota, Fungi, Basidiomycota, Agaricomycetes, Cantharellales, Hydnaceae. Gene Ontology annotation, molecular function: RNA binding. The coding region runs from base 46 to 1023 and encodes 325 amino acids. The record is from RefSeq and is a predicted model, not a curated record. Gene Ontology annotation, biological process: mRNA splicing, via spliceosome. Gene Ontology annotation, cellular component: cytoplasm; nucleoplasm; ASAP complex.
GUUGCCUCACAGAAUUUCACUUGGGUUGACAUUUUGUUCAUCAGGAUGUCGACGCGAGGGAGGUCACCUUCGCCUCGUGGCCGCAGCAGUUCUGAUGUUGAAAUGCGCAAUGCAUCGCAUUCACCAGAACCUAGGGGGAAAUUUGGGUCCAGGGUAGUCGUUGUCUCCAACCUGACGAAGAAUGUGUUGGCGACGCAUCUGAAAAGCAUAUUUGGAUUCUACGGUGACAUACGCAAAGUCGAUUUACCUACAUACAAAAAAACGGGUCAAAACCGGGGCAAAGCUGCCCUUGAAUUCGUCGAGUCCGCCGCGGCGGAGAAGGCUGCUUCACAUAUGGAUGGUGGCCAGAUCGAUGGCGCUACCGUAGAAGUCCAGCUCUCUGAUCUCCCUCUUCCACCAUCUCGCUCACCUUCUAGGUCCAGAUCACCAAUCCGCAGAAGGCCGAGAAGAUCAUUCUCACCAAGAAACGUUCGCCGCAGUGCGAGGUCUUAUUCUCGCUCUCGCUCUCGUUCUCGCUCACAUUCGCCUCCUCGACGAGGAUAUGGAUAUCGCACUACUGAAUCAUACAGAGGUCGUCCGCGAGGCGGCAUGGCGCCCCGCGCUUACGGCGAUCGUCGUGGUGGAGGCUAUCGUCGCUCCUCCCGCUCUCGGAGCCCUCUACCCCGUCGGACAUACCCACGAAGACGUUCUCCGAGUUACGAGAGAGGCGGACGUAGACGAUCUUAUACUCCUCGUUCUCUCUCUCGUUCCCGUUCUUUUUCUCGUUCUCGUUCUCGGUCAUAUUCCCGAAGACGCUCAUUUUCUCGCUCUCGCUCACCACGAUCUAGGUCGCCUUCGCGCCGAAGUUACUCUUACUCCCGCAGUCGCAGCCGGAGCAGAAGCCGCACUCCUAGUCAUUCUAGAUCUAUGUCCCGUUCACGGUCACGUUCGAUGUCGCGUUCUCCUUCACGGAGUAUAACUCGAAGUAAGAGUCGAUCGCGUAGCCCAAAUAUGUCAAUUAGUAGUAACGGUGGCCGUCGAUAAGCACCUGAGUCCCGACCCUCGCUUGGGGCCAAAACUUUUCAAACCUAUUCUAUUUGUUCUUGAUGUAUGCAUUCAAUUACGUCUUCGUAAACAACUCAUGAGCUGGCCAGCGCGGCAAAUGCUCCGAUAUGAAAUAGUAAAAAUGCAUUUGGGG